This is a messenger RNA of Yarrowia lipolytica CLIB122, 2448 nucleotides long. RefSeq lists its product as uncharacterized. Gene Ontology annotation, cellular component: mitochondrion. The record is from RefSeq and is a predicted model, not a curated record. Lineage: Eukaryota; Fungi; Ascomycota; Dipodascomycetes; Dipodascales. Gene Ontology annotation, molecular function: 3'-tRNA processing endoribonuclease activity. Gene Ontology annotation, biological process: mitochondrial tRNA 3'-end processing.
AUGAAGGCUCAAAGACAGGCUGAACAAAAGCAGAAGAAGAAGGCCGAGAAGAAGGCCAAGGGCGUGCUACCCGACCUGUCGUCGACCCAGUCUCUGUACAACUUCAUGAGCUACUCGUCCGAUACGGCGGGGCCGGGAGUCACGCUACAGACAAUGAAGGGAGAGAAGUUUCUGUUUGGACAUGUCACAGAAGGAACCCAGAGAGCGAUUCUGGAACAGAAGCCACGAGUCAACAAAAUGUCCGGCAUCUACCUCACAGGGCCCGUCACCUGGUCCACCUUGUCCGGUCUUGCCGGCUUCCUGCUGACUCUGGUGGGCAUGGGAAAGACUGAUCUGGACCUGAGAUCGUGUGGUCACAACGUCAACUGGUUCUGCGCCACCUGGAGACACUUUGUGUUUCACAAGACCAUGGCGAUCCGAACCGACAGAAUGACCAAGGGCCACGUGACCGACGAGAUCAACAUUGGCGGCGUUCUCAUCACCCCCACCGAGUCACGGCUGCAACAGGAGGAGCAGCACCAGAACGGAGAGAAGCUCGCUCCCCGAAACCUUCAACCGCUGCGAAGGGACACGCCCUGGACUAACGUCAACCGGGUACUCAAGACCAUGUUCAGCUCGCGAGGCGGAGACUACGGAUACAACCGCAAGGAGUUGCAGAAGCAGUCGGAUACGGCGCUCCCCGCGGUCGAUUUGGACGAGAGAUCCACCUGUUACAUUGCUCAGUUGCACCAAAAGAAGGGCAAGUUCAACGUCGAGGCUGCAAAUGCUCUUAAGGUUCCCAGAUACGACUUCAAGCAGUUAAUCGCAGGCAACAACGUGACUUUGGAGGACGGAUCGGUGAUCAAGCCCGAGCAGUGUAUUGGUGAACCCUCCAACUACGGCCGAAUUCUGUUUCUCGACAUUCCCGAUGCUCGCUACGUUGAUGGUGUCAUCAACUGCCCUGAGUGGACCCGUAAAUACAAUACUCGAGACGCCCAGCCGGUGUAUGGAGCCGGUCAGAAGCGCGAUUCGGGCGAGAUGAACGAGGAAGUCAAGACUCCCGAUGUCUCAAAUGUGCUCGAGCCCUUCGUUUCCACAGUCUACCACUUUUUCGGUCCCGAAAUGGAGUCCUAUUUCGCCAGCGACCCCGAAAAGUACUUUGAGUGGAUGGAGUCGUUAGGCAGCAACGUGAUGCACAUCAUUUCUGCUCCCUGGCUCGACCCCCACGCACUGACCUUCCGGGGUUCAGCCAGUUUGUGUUACAAACUUCGAAACAUCGUGGGAGAUCAGUUCCCCUUGCAUGGUAAGGACUACCGAACUCUGAGCGACCCCAAGGCAGAUUUCUUGGCAGAUGAGACCAUCCAGAAUCGAUUCAACAUGCGCCUCUUGACUCAGGGUGACGCUGUGUCUAUUGAAAACACCACAAACACUUCUCGGGUCGUCAACAGUGGUCUACGUGAGUAUGAAGGGUUGGGAUACACUCCGGAGGAGACUUCAGUCGACAGACCGCUUCGAAACGAUGAUGGUACUCUCAAGUGCAAGGCAGAGCUGCUGACACUGGGAACUGGAUCGGCGUGUCCUUCUAAGUACCGAAACGUGGCUGGACUGAUCAUGCGAGUUCCCCGAGCUGACGGCUCUUUCACUGGAGUUGUUAUGGACUGUGGAGAGGGCACCUACGGCACUCUGACCCGGAUGUACUCGCCCGAAGCUUGUCUCCAGAUUAUGCGGGAGAUCAAGAUGAUCUACAUUUCUCAUCUUCACGCCGACCAUCAUCUAGGCACUCCCACCUUCAUCGAACAGUGGCUCAAGGCCAACCCAGACGAGACUCUGUCUGUGGUUGGUCCCCAGUCUUACAAGCGGUUCCUUGAGGAGUGUGCUAAUUUCACCCCGGAAAUGCAAGCUCGAAUCAGGUACUAUGGUUGCUGGGCAUUCUUGGAAAAGCACAGAAAGAUGUCUGCCUUGCCCGAGGUUCCUGGUCUGACCUCGAUUAAGACGUGCUGGGCUCAUCACUGCGAGCAGUCUUUCUGUGUCGAGUUCGGCUUUCAGCUUGAUGACAGCGAGACAUUCAACGUUGCAUACUCUGGUGACACGAGACCCAUCGAGGCCUUUUCGGAGAUGGCCCGAGACUGCGACCUGGUCAUUCACGAGGCUACUUUGAACAACGAUCUUCCCGAGGAGGCUAUCCUUAAGAAACAUUGUACCUUUUCGGAGGCUCUGGGGGUGUGCAAAGACAUGGAAGCCAAGCAUGUCGUUCUCACACACUUUUCACAGCGGUAUCCCAAGUUGCCUGAGCUUUCGGCGUUGACUCUGGAGACGAAGGAUCUACAAAAGGUGCCAGUGGCCAUUGCGUUCGAUAUGAUGCGGAUAAGACUGGGCGAGAUUGCCGAACAGGCCGACCAUUUUGACGCCAUUGCCAAGGCUCUGGAGGAUGGAGAGCGGGGCGAGGCCGACGAUGUUCCUGCAUGGUAA